CUGGUAAUUGGUGUUUUGUUUCCCAGACUUAAAGGGACCAAGGCAUUGUAUUCGUCACUAGGCUAUUUUGAGCAAGCCAAUGAAAUGUUCGCAUUUAGUCAUCCUUGGAUUUUCACAUCGCAUAUUGGGAUUCCCCAAUCAAGCAAGAACGACUAUUCUGAAAUCUUUUUUUCAGGAAGAAACCUUACUGAUUUUGUAGUUAUCGAACUUAUUCAAUAUGGCGGCCCCCUGUUGAAAGCUGAAUGAAGAGCUGUGAACGUUUUUUCAGUAGUUUUAUACGUUGUCCUGCACGAUAACAAAACAAAAAAACAAAAAAGGUUUUAGUAAGAUUUUUCUCGUACAGUAAGCUUCAAGAUGUCAUUGUACAGCAGAGAAAGAGGCUACGAUAUGUUUGAUGACGAAGAUACAGAUUCUGAUACAGCAGACAGCUCAGAAGAUGAGAUAGAUGUAAUCCUCCAUGGCACACCAGAACAACGCAGAAAGCUUAAACACCUACAUGAUAAACAGCUCUCCCAGAAAAAUCCUCGACACGGGAAGAAACAGUUGACACACACUACCUCUCAACAAGAUUCUUCCAGUGAAGAUGAAUUUGAAAAGGAAAUGAAUGCUGAACUUGACAGAAAUGUGAAGUCUUUGGAAGGUUCAAGAGUUAAGCAGUUGUCUUCUCAGAACUCUUCUUUGCAAUCAAGAUCAAGUCAAGGACAGAAUGUCGGCACAUCAGCAUCAUCCUCUCAAGGCGAACUUCCAAUGUCCACAGAUGAAUUCUAUGAUGAAAUUUACUUUGAUUCUGAUGAGGAAGAUGAAACUGGUGGGACAGAAGGGAAAUGUAAACAAAAGCAUGCCGUGAUCUCCAAUGAUGACCUUUUGUAUGACCCUGACAUGGACGAUGAGGAUCAGAAAUGGGUAGACCGACAGAGGCAGAGUCACCGGAACAUUCUUGGUGUGGGCAAGAGUACUGGCAAGAAGAAGAAAAAGAUGCCCAACAGCGAUGCUCUCUUGGAUUGCCCUGCGUGCCUUACCACUCUGUGCAUUGACUGUCAAAGACAUGAAACCUACAAGCAUCAGUACCGCGCAAUGUUUGUGAUGAACUGCUCGGUGGACCGCUCAGAGACGCUCACGUGCCCCGAACAAGCCCCCAAGAAAAAGAAAAAGAAGAAAAACUCGUCAGCCACGAACUCCUCAGAGUCCUCAGGCAAUGCAGGCCCCACAGAUAUGUUUAAUCCUGUCAGGUGUACAGAAUGUAACACGGUGGUUGGAGUCAUUGAUGCUGAGGAAGUGUAUCAUUUCUUCAAUAUUCUGGCAAGCCACACAUAAUGCAUGCAAGUUGAGCAAUCUUAUAUAUCAGUGGAAGGCAGCUUGUAGUAGGACUGAUUAUUUGUCUUGAUUUUUUUCUUGUUCGGUUUUUACCAUGGCAAGGCUGAAUAUUCCACGAUUCGAAGUAAUGUAAAUCUAACGUGUCAAAUGUUAUAAAGAAAAGACCCACAAAAGUCUGUUUAAGAAAGCAAAAACAUUUUCAGAAUAGAUUGUCAAAAGUAGAAGUAAGCACCUACAAAGGUUGAAUGCUUAUCAAGCCAAACUGACCCAUGUAGUGCAGACUUGAAAGUAAGAAAAAUUGACUUGGACAACACAGUGACAUCAGACAAAAGUCAAGCAACGAGUCAAGUGAAGACAAAUCUGUUUUUGUGAAGAAUGUCUUGGGGGGAACAAGCAUCAGGCCAUGAGGAUUUGUCAUGUAGGCUUUUGAAUGGCAACAAAGCUCCUGUAAAAUUUAAAAAACAACAAAUCUACAAACAUCACAGGAUAACACCAAGAAGUAAGCUCUUGUUUCACACUCAUGGGUACCCUCAUGACCAAACAAACCUUUGUUACCAUUUAUUUCUGUGACUAUGCAUAUGAGACAGUGGAACAUCACCUUUCCACUGUACAGCCCUAAAUGACAUCAGAGCUACCCUUCUCCUUCCGAGACCUAACUUCGACAACACACUCUACGGAACAUUACAGCAACUGCAGCAAACCUGCACUUAUCACUACAUGGCAUUGGACAGAAGGGCGAGAGCCCAGAUGUUGCUGGAUCGAUAACAACAAUAACUACAACCAUUUAUUUCAACAUAGUGAUCCACCCACUUGUUCCACGCUUCAUUCCCAUUUCGGAUGGACAUGUGACAGACCUAUCUAUACAUGUGUUUAUUACAUGUUAUUAGGUAUUUUUGUUUGGUUGUUUUUGAUCAUUGGGAAAGAGGGAAGUUUUUUUUGUUUUUUAAUUGGUUGGGGUAGUUAUGAGAAGUGAAAUACAAACCUGUGUACCUGUUGUCAAAAUUUUAUGAAGAAAAACAUUGUUUCUCAGAGCUUGACCAGUAAGGCAUCUGGAACAUAGAAUGCUCCUUUGCAAAUUGGAAGCUCUAUAAGGCCUUACGUUGUUUGUUUUUUGUAUUUUUUCUCGGGUACCAGUACCUUUUCUUCUUUACAGGUCCCUACUGUUAAGUUGAACUUCGGAUGAGUUUAUCUUUUUUUUUUCACUCCCCAGACGACUUCACAACUCAUCAGUAAACUGGAUAAAACGUUAAUGUCAGCAUCUUAUAAGAUUCUUUAACAACAGUGUUGUCCAUCAUUGUUACCGUAUAUUUUUAGUAGGCUGAAGUGGUCCUAUUGAGCAAAAAGUAUUCUUGCUGUACAAAUAUUACUGGAUCAGUGAAGAGGAGUACUUUUUUACAGUUCUACAAUGUUAUGUAUUUAACUUGAAGUGAUUGAAUUAAACCCAUGAAGAAGACAUGCUAAAACUGCA
Messenger RNA from Aplysia californica (California sea hare), 2782 nucleotides. Its product is annotated as E2F-associated phosphoprotein. The record is from RefSeq and is a predicted model, not a curated record. Gene Ontology annotation, cellular component: nucleus. Gene Ontology annotation, biological process: positive regulation of cell population proliferation. Lineage: Eukaryota; Metazoa; Mollusca; Gastropoda; Aplysiida; Aplysiidae. The coding region runs from base 355 to 1314 and encodes 319 amino acids. The transcript is spliced from 5 exons.